AUGCACUAUGUUGCAUCCUACCAGCUGGCCACACUUGGAGGCAACUCCUCCCCCAACGCCAAGGGCAUCAAGGAGAUACUGGAUAGUGUGGGCACUGAGGUGGAUGAGGAGCGGCUCAACAAGGUCAUCAGUGAGCUGAACCGAAAAAACAUUGAAGACAUUAUUGCCUAGGGCAGUGGCAAGCUUGCCAGUGUGCCGGCUGGUGGGGCUGUGACUGGCUCUCCUGCUCCUGGCUCUGCUGUUCCCACUGCUGGUUCCAGCCCUCCUGCAGAGGAGAAGAAAGAUGAGAAGAAGAAGGAGUCUGAAGAGUCUGAUGACAAUAUUGGAUUUGGCCUAUUUGAUUAA
Cynocephalus volans (Philippine flying lemur) is the source of this 345-nucleotide messenger RNA. Its product is annotated as large ribosomal subunit protein P2-like. Lineage: Eukaryota; Metazoa; Chordata; Mammalia; Dermoptera; Cynocephalidae. Gene Ontology annotation, molecular function: structural constituent of ribosome. The record is from RefSeq and is a predicted model, not a curated record. Gene Ontology annotation, biological process: cytoplasmic translational elongation. Gene Ontology annotation, cellular component: cytosolic large ribosomal subunit; ribosome.